Dendronephthya gigantea is the source of this 754-nucleotide messenger RNA. Its product is annotated as sigma non-opioid intracellular receptor 1-like. The transcript is spliced from 3 exons. Bases 13 to 732 code for a protein of 239 amino acids. The record is from RefSeq and is a predicted model, not a curated record. NCBI's taxonomy places the organism in Eukaryota, Metazoa, Cnidaria, Anthozoa, Malacalcyonacea, Nephtheidae. Gene Ontology annotation, cellular component: endoplasmic reticulum.
UGUGAUUGGCUAAUGAGAACUAAAGAGUAUGAUUUUUCCGUGAAAUAUAAUCGAAAAUCAAAAAGAAAGAAAAUGUCAAUGCGCUUUUUAAAAAAUUGUUUGCUUAUAUUGAUGUUUCUAUUUGUCAUUCAUUUUUGGGUGAAGACAAAAUCAUAUAUUUUUGACAGGGAGAGCAUUGUUAGAAUAGGAAAAAAGUAUGCAGGUCAAGACCCACAGCAAGCAUUUCAGAAAAUCACCAACCACCUACAAGAACGCUACCCAGGACAUAUACAACAGAAACGUACCAGGGAAUGGGCCAUGUAUAAAUGCUCUGGACAGACUCUAUCCAUUUCCAUUCUACAUGUAUCUCUGACAGAAUAUAUAGUACUGACUGGAUCUGCAAUAAACACAGAUGGCUAUCUAGGUCGCCAUUGGUUAAACAGUACAUUUGUAGUUUUAUCAGGGUCUUUGAAGUACUGGAAGGAAGGUACAAUAGAAGCUAUUGAAUACAACACUGGAGAUCAUUUCACUGUCCCACUGAGUGAAAGUACAGGCUUUGUGGCAUUGAAGGAAAAUACAUGGGUAUUUGAAUAUGGACGUGGAUUCUUACCAAUGAGUUUGCCAUCACUUAUUGGAGAUGGAUUAUUUACUUCAUUUGAUGUAAUUGGAACAUUCAAAAUACUCAGACUAUUUGCUGUGGCGUACUUUCAUGAACUGAAGAGUGAGAUAGCUGCAUUUAUUGCCAGCAUAUGAUGAGCAGUGGUAUUGUAGCCAA